Ctenopharyngodon idella (grass carp) is the source of this 922-nucleotide messenger RNA. It is a transcript of the gene cox7a2l, whose product is annotated as cytochrome c oxidase subunit 7A-related protein, mitochondrial. The transcript is spliced from 3 exons. Gene Ontology annotation, biological process: regulation of oxidative phosphorylation; mitochondrial electron transport, cytochrome c to oxygen; mitochondrial respirasome assembly. The record is from RefSeq and is a predicted model, not a curated record. Lineage: Eukaryota; Metazoa; Chordata; Actinopteri; Cypriniformes; Xenocyprididae. The coding region runs from base 113 to 460 and encodes 115 amino acids.
UGACGUCAUAUUUGCGCGACAAAUCCUUAAACAAGGAAAAAGCCGGUUGAGUUGCCACAUCCCGACGGUCACUCUCACCUCGUCCUCGCCGGUUACCACACUAAUUACCAAAAUGUAUUACAAAUUUAGUGGGUUUACACAAAGACUGACGGGAGCCGUGUCAACCUCCGCUUACAGCCCUCAGGGCUUGAGGUCAAAUAUACCUUCUGAAUCCCCUACCAUCAUCUUUGCCACCCCAACUAAACUGGUGUCUGAGUCAGGUGCUGCGGUGGAGUAUAUGGGUGCCAACAAGGUUCCAGACCUCCAGAGAAUAUUUCAGGCAUCAGAAGAGAUUCCUGUCCAUCUAAAGCGAGGUGUUCCAGACAGACUCUUGUACAGGACCACCAUGGCUCUGACAGUCGGAGGAGCUCUCUACUGUCUUGUGGCUCUUUAUAUUGCAGCACAGCCCAAAAACAAGUGAACUGUACCCAUCUUCUUUUCACCAACUCACAUCAUCAGCGAUGUAACUUUGUGCAUUUAUCAUGAAUAUUAGCAAUAUGCCUCCGAGCAUCAAUCACCAUGAACAGACACUCUGUCCUGAACAAAGCUUCUACUACACAAUGCUGUUUUACUUGUGUCCUGUAUCAGUUCUUCUUACAAAUGGGAUGCUGUUAGUUGUGUUUAUUAGAACAGCUGUUCUCAACCUUUGUAAUCCCAAGGUUCCCGAAAGUCAAUAUUUGGUGCCCGGUCAAUGCUAUUAUUUGACAUAUUAUUUUGAUGUACCCUCAAGAUGACUUAAAUUUUAAUUAAUCUAAAAAGUGAUUUCUAGACCUGGAUGAGUCAUGUAAAUAUUUUUUUUUGUUUGUUUAAUUUAACUCAUUAAUUUCUUCAGAUAAAAAAAAAAAAUGGUUCAAAUAAAAAUUAAGAUUUUGAAUAAUAUUAA